Thlaspi arvense is the source of this 1291-nucleotide messenger RNA. Lineage: Eukaryota; Viridiplantae; Streptophyta; Magnoliopsida; Brassicales; Brassicaceae. The record is from the annotation of a GenBank genome assembly.
GGAUAUCAUUUUUACACGUGGCCGCAGAGGAUCAGAUAACACUUGCGUGUAAAAAACUCGAUUCCGAAGAAAAAUGAACGAUACUACUUGUCCUCUUUCUAGAACAGUCUAACACUUUCUCGGUCGUAUUCGUUCGUGACUACUUUCUCUUGCAGCGAAUAUGAGUAGCCGAUGGAGCCGUACGAUCUACGUUGGGAAUUUGCCUGGGGAUAUUCGCAUGAGAGAGGUUGAAGAUCUCUUCUACAAGUAUGGGCCAAUUGUGGACAUUGAUUUGAAGAUUCCACCUAGACCUCCUGGUUAUGCCUUUGUCGAGUUUGAAGAUCCUCGUGAUGCAGACGAUGCAAUUCAUGGGCGUGACGGAUAUGAUUUUGAUGGUUGUCGACUACGGGUUGAGAUUGCACAUGGUGGUCGUAGAGGUUCAUCAUCAGUGGAUAGGUACAGCAGCAGCUACAGUGGGAGCCGUGCGCCUUCGAGACGGUCCGACUAUCGUGUGCUUGUGACGGGAUUGCCACCGUCUGCGUCGUGGCAGGACCUUAAGGAUCACAUGCGCAAAGCUGGAGAUGUCUGCUUUUCUGAAGUUUUCCGUGACCGUGGAGGCAUGUCUGGGGUUGUAGAUUAUAGCAACUAUGAUGAUAUGAAGUACGCGAUAAGGAAGCUUGAUGAUACUGAGUUUCGAAAUGCUUUCUCUAGAGCUUAUAUACGGGUGAGAGAAUAUGAGUCGAGGAGUGUGAGUCGCAGCCCCUAUUAUGCUAGAAGCAGGAGUCGUAGCCGUGGUCGAAGCUAUAGCUAUAGUAGCAGGAGCAGAAGUGUGACACCUGCUAGAUCUGUUUCCCCACGUUCUCGUUCUCGAACGCCGUAUAGCUCUGUCUCAAGCGAGCUGGGAUUGGAUCUUAGGGACUUGAUGGAUCAUGUAGAUGGAUUCUCGGACUGGAUCGCAACAUUUUGGACUACGAGUCACGAUCAAGAUCAAGAUCAAGAUCAAUUUCACCCGUGAGAUCUGAUUGAAGAGGAAUACUGGUGACCAGUGGCGGAGCUAGGGUCGAAAAAUAAAUAUUAUUGCUAGGGUCGAAAAAUAAAUAUUAUUGCGACAUAUAAUAUUUUACGGAGUACUAUCCUCUCUAUAUGCUGUUGUUUAAAACUGUGGUCAUGAAGUUAUUGAUUAAGAUACUGAAUUCUAGUGAGAUAAUUGCGUCCUACUUUAUCUUUUACAUUAUGAUGAUGUUCAAAUAUUUCUUUCCUAUAUCACCGACAAGUCCUAGAAAGCAUCGGUUGAUGAAAAUUUUGUUAUCGG